Messenger RNA from Amphibalanus amphitrite, 3364 nucleotides. RefSeq names its product Golgi resident protein GCP60-like. The transcript is spliced from 12 exons. Gene Ontology annotation, molecular function: fatty-acyl-CoA binding. The record is from RefSeq and is a predicted model, not a curated record. Lineage: Eukaryota; Metazoa; Arthropoda; Thecostraca; Balanomorpha; Balanidae. The coding region runs from base 220 to 1749 and encodes 509 amino acids. Gene Ontology annotation, cellular component: Golgi membrane.
UUGCAGUGUUUUAGGGCGUGUGAUACGUGUUUAUUGCUGUCCUUGGUUGCUGUUGCAAAGGGCCGGCGAUUUACAAUAUUUUUGUGUUUUUUUGGUGACGAGUGGUGGAUGGUGAACGAUAAAAAUAUAUUCAGAAAUUGGAAGAGUUCUUCGACAUAUUUUUUUACUUCUGCCUGGUUGAGACUGUUGGUCUUCUAGCCACCCAUCAGUCCAGCCGCAAUGGCCACAGAUGAUGUCAAGGAAGCCACUGAGGGUGUUGGAGCACUUAGUGUCACUGAGAAGGCCAGCAAUAGAGUCUCAGAAAAGUGGGGACUUGAGCUGCAGCAUCUCUACCACUUGGCUGUCAAGUUUUACAAAGACAACUCUGGCAAGGUGCUGCAGCCGAGUUAUGAGCAGAAGCUGCAGCUGUCGGCUCUGCAGCAGCAGUCAGUCCACGGACCGUGCCGGCCGGACGCGCUGCCGCCGCUCGGAGUGCUGGACGUCAUCGGACGCGACCGCAGACAGGCGUGGCAGGCGCUCGGUGAACUGAGCCGACCCGAGGCCAUGACUCGCUACAUUGAGCUGCUAGACUCUGUGUGUGCUACGUUCCGGCCGUAUGCGGAGGCACACAAGUGUGACCUGGAGGCCAAACAGCGGAAACUAGAAGAGGCGCAGAACUCUGCCCGCCAGGAGCUUCAGGAGCAGGAGGAGGGUCGCCAGCGGCUGGAGCAGAUGGCCAUUCAGCAGGAGCAGGAGGAGGCUAGGAGACAGGAGGAGACCAAGCGACACAUCAAGGAGGCUCUGAACCAGCAGACGCGGGCUCAGUUUCGGGCCUACGCCGAACAACAGUACCCGGGCAGCCCUGAUCAGCAAGCGGUGCUGAUCGAGCAGCUUCAGGAGCAGCACUAUCAGCAGUACAUGCAACAGCUGUACCAGCAGCAGCUCCAGCAGCAGCAACAGCAGCAGCAGCGACCGGCGCCGGUGGAGACCAGUGGAGGCGGGGCGGCCGAACCCCAGUCGGUUGGGGCGUCCGAACAAGCCGCAGAGCCGGCCGCGUCCGCUGUGCCAGCCGCGCCGGCUAGCUCACAGGGCGACGCUGCCGGGACGGGGACAGGAGCCGCAGUGCCUCCCCCAGUGAGUGCCGCCAUGGCCGCCGUCCAGACCCCGGAGACGGAGGCUCUGCUGGAGUCGGGAGCCGACAGGUCACUCCGGGAGACGGACGGACUGCUAGCAGAGUCGGCGGGCGAGGAGUCCGACUCCGGAGACGAGCAUGUUCCGGACGUCGGCUCUGCCAGUAUGUGGACGCGCAAGGACCUUGCCGAGUUCAAACAGGCCAUCAAAGCCGAGGGAGGUGACGCAGUACUCAAAGUUGGUCACGGAGAGACGGUCACGAUCCGCGUACCUACUCACGAGGAUGGCACGUGUCUGUUCUGGGAGUUCGCCACGGACAGCUACGACAUCGGCUUCGGCGUGUUCUUCGAGUGGGGUCCCUCAGAGGACAGCGAGGUGACCAUCCACAUCAGCGAGAGCGAGGAUGAGGACGAGGACCCCGAGAAUGCCGAUGAUCCGGAGCGGGGCGCUCACGCGGCCGCCGAGGACCGUCCGCUAACCACCUGUGUGAUUCCCGUGUACCGGAGGGACUGCCAUCAGGAGGUGUACGCCGGAUCGCAUGUCUACCCUGGCCAGGGCGUGUACCAGCUCAAAUUCGACAACUCCUACAGUCUAUGGCGCUCCAAGACGCUCUACUAUCGUGUCUAUUACACGCGGUGAAAGACCCACGAGCGCUCACCCGGCUGUGUAGCGCCGCGGCGCCGGUCAGUGUGGGGUCUGAGACCAGACCAUGGACCAGUCGCGGCAGAUCAGACCAUGGUCUGUGGUGUGGAUGAUCCAGCCCGGAGUGGUGGUGGGUGAUCCACCGAGUUACCAGCGCUCUGAGGCAGCGGACCGCUGAGGCUACUGCUGUAAGGGCUGGCAGGUGGAUAUUGGUGGAGCGAUGGGAACAAGAGGCUAGGUACUGUCAGAGCUGAGGUAGAUUCUAUGCUGUAGUGGUUUUAGCCGUGUCAGCGAGGACGAGAGACGUCUGUGAACGCUGGACUGUGGACUGUGGACGGCAGACUGGCGGCUGCCUGUGGACAGCUGGGAGCGAAGUGGAUAUUCCACACCGUUUUGUUGUACUGAGAGGUGGACGUCACUGUGCAAUGUAAUUAUAUGGGCAGGUGAUGCUACGUUACACGGAAUCCUGUAUACUCACUAGUCACUGGGCCCACGGGGCGGUGGACUGUUGGAUCGUAUAGUAUUGCCACCAACUGUCCCAGUGCCCUCUGCUGCUGCGGCCUUCUUUCCAUGGCCCUCUCAGCUCCGCCAACGGCCAUCCUAGUACCGUCUCCAGGCCCGUGCAGCUCUGCCCGUAGUCCUCCAGUACCGCUCUCCACCCUCCCAUCUGUACUCUCUGGCGCUCGCAGCCCCGCCGGCCGUCCCAGUACCGCCAUCUGCCCCUUUUAGCUCUCUGCAGUGAUGCCAAGCCGACCUGAUCGGCCGGUAGUGAGCCUUUCAGAACUAUCACGGAUGUCUCCCAGCUGACUACUCCGGCAGGGGAAGUCAUCAGGUGACUGCACGGCGCCUCACAGACUGACCGCUCCACCUGAUUGGACUAGAAAGAACGGAGAUUGCGCCGCCGCUGCCGCCCGCCGCUGGUGGACGUUUAGCGGAAAUGUGCAGUAGAUACUGUAUGCGGCACAUACUGUAUGGAGUCGUCCAGGAGGCUCAUUGAGCCAAUAUACGACUCAUUCUGUCCGGCCCAUGGUCGGAUCAGAUCCCCGUGUCUCCUCUGCCCCGGGCAUUUCAUGUGUUGUUCUGUUGUUUUGUAGAUGCUUAUGUUGCGCCGCGUCGCGAUUCGUGUCAUGAAUGGCGUGACUGUUUGGUGUUUGGGUGUCCCCCGAUGUGUGGGGCAGGGCUAGUGUGAAACAUGCUACAGGCACGCCGGGUUUGGCUAGGGAGAGGUCUUACUGUAUCUUAUGAUUGAUUGUGGGCAAGGCGUGGUGAUUUUGAGAGCCGAUCCGUCGCCGCCAGCGCCACCACUCAUGUACUUGUGUUUCUCGGACUGUUCGUCCGAGGGCAGCACUGGUCCGGUGUUUGGCGUUAGUGGACGGGCCGUGGUGUCGCUUCUCUAGGCGUUCGUUGUCGCAAUGGCUGUCCCGUUGACUGCCGUUUGCGUCGCAGCACCGUAGAGUGCUCAGAGGCUCUGGGCAUUUGAGUCGUAUGGAUGAACGGGCUUUAAAGUGUAUAACCAAUUACAUGUGUGAGUGUGUCCGUGGAAUACAGCUAUGUUGUAUCUUACAGAUGUGAUGUUUUCUGUUCUGAAUAUUUAUCAAUAUCAUUUUAUUGA